Messenger RNA from Echinococcus granulosus, 747 nucleotides. Its product is annotated as Cytoplasmic dynein 2 heavy chain. Gene Ontology annotation, cellular component: dynein complex. Gene Ontology annotation, molecular function: dynein intermediate chain binding; minus-end-directed microtubule motor activity; dynein light intermediate chain binding. The transcript has 4 exons. The coding region runs from base 1 to 747 and encodes 248 amino acids. Gene Ontology annotation, biological process: microtubule-based movement. NCBI's taxonomy places the organism in Eukaryota, Metazoa, Platyhelminthes, Cestoda, Cyclophyllidea, Taeniidae. The record is from RefSeq and is a predicted model, not a curated record.
AUGGAUUCAUUUCUCACUUGGGUUGCACUGGGUAGCGUUAAUCUCGUAGAUCUCGUCGAUGUGCAAUGCCGAGAUCUGGUUGAUUAUGAAAAUAACUUCAGGGCUCUGAAACGUCGAGGACGCACGGUGGAGGAACUGCCCAGUGAGGUUAAAAUCGACUGCUUAACGGUUAAUUGUGUUCCAGUGAAGAAUGCGGUCGAACAAAUUUUGCAGAAUUUAUUUGAAGCUUUACUGAAUUGCUUAAGGCGUUCGGUACAGGCAGACCUUGUGACCACUGAUGCGUUCCUAUCAGAUGCCCUCGGGAAGCUCUCCGUUCGACCCCAAACUAUGGAAGAGAUGGCGAUUGCACGGGACAAGCACGAUCUGCUGACCAGAGAGCAGUCGCGUCUAGCCGAUCGUCUGGCCUGCGCGGAGGAGAAGGACAAACUCCUGCGCCACGUUUCUGGCUGCGGUGUCGAUGCAUUCAGCAAUACCAAAUCAAAGUGGGCCAAAUUCCAACUCAUGAUGGACAGCUUCAAGCUGAUGAUGAAUGAGCAAUUGAAUGUUAUGCAGUCGAACUUGGAUUCGCGGGUCAAAGCUUUUGUGGCCCAAAUGGAGCGUUUUUUCACAUGCUGGCAACAAGCACAGCCCUCCACCAAUCUUAUUGAAUCUGGGGACAGAAAGCAGUGCCUUGCUGCCGUGGAAACAAUUAAGAGCUGGAAGGAUGAAUUCGUGGAAAUGGAGAAGACUUGGAAUGAAAUUUUGUGA